GAAUACCUCAACAGCAUUCUCCAGCACGCUAAAGAUUUUAAGGAAUACCAUCGCUCCGUCACGGGCAAGAUCCAAAAGCUGACCAAGGCGGUGGCCACCUACCACGCCAACACGGAGCGGGAGCAGAAAAAGGAAAACGAGAGGAUUGAGAAGGAGCGGAUGCGACGCCUGAUGGCUGAGGAUGAGGAGGGAUACCGCAAGCUCAUCGAUCAGAAGAAGGACAAGCGCUUGGCCUACCUGCUGCAGCAGACGGACGAGUACGUGGCCAACCUGACGGAGCUG
This is a messenger RNA of Egretta garzetta (little egret), 282 nucleotides long. Its product is annotated as transcription activator BRG1-like. The annotation marks the transcript as partial. NCBI's taxonomy places the organism in Eukaryota, Metazoa, Chordata, Aves, Pelecaniformes, Ardeidae. The transcript is spliced from 2 exons. The record is from RefSeq and is a predicted model, not a curated record.